UCGAGGUUUUCCCGCGUAUAGAGUUUUGACACACACUCGCUCUGUUUCUCUUUUGGUCGUUCUGCUCGAGGGCUCCAUGAGCUACUUGUCGAUCGAUUUCGCAGAAGUCCGGAGGCUCGUUUACAGGUGGGAGAGAGGGAGUGGAAUCGGUGGUUCCGCCGCUGCUGGUGGCGAUGAGAAUUCGCUGCCAACUGAUGAUGUCCGGCGUUUUCUCUCAUCCGAUGAGGUUAAUCGUGCCACGCUCGCAAUCUGUUCUUUACGUGAACGUGCUUCUGCAGUCACCCGCAUUCUAGAUGGUUCCUUUUCGACAGAUGGCUUAUGGAUCUCGCGAUUCGGAGACACCGAAUCCACGUGGUUUAACGACGAAGCGAUGGCGGCGUUGGAGUCCAUAGUUCCGAUUUCAGUGGCUUAUUGCCCCGAUCUGUUAACUCCAGAAGUUUUAGUGAAUUCUUUAGUUACCACCAAAUUUGCUGAUGCUCUGCUCAAAUCAUGCACGGUUUACAGCCCCAUCUUGACACGAAAGUUUCCGGAGUUGCUUGGUGAUUUUAUUUUGAAGUACGUGAAGGGCGAACGAGCUAAUUCUCUAGAAACUCCAUUAGUAUCACUCUCAUUGCUGAAGUUAACUUCUCUUUGCCGAGCAAUGCCUGAUAUGGCAGCACAUUUUCGAGAAGUACUUGUGAGGAGACAUGUUGGUGUAAACAUUGUGAUUCAAAUUACUAUCGAAGACAUAGAUGAUGUGGCUGAAUUCCUGCUGAGGAUUUUAUUUGCUGAUAAAGUGACCAGCAAAUGGUUCCUCUCAUGCAUGGAUGCAACCAGUGAGCAAAACAAACCAGACUGCAUUUCCUCAGACAAGAGAUCACCAGGCAAAGCAGUGUUAACUCCUCUUGAGAUGAUUGAAUCAAGACUACUCAUAGACACUAUGGUUCUCCAUCUUCGUGAAUGCUUACUUAAGCAUGCUGAAGCUGCAUUUUCUGAACAUGGUUGGAACAACAAGUUAUACUGUCAUUUGAAGAUCUACUGUUUUCUUGUGUGCAGAGGUGGAUGGCAACCACUUCACGAGGAGGUGGUCUUUUGGCUUUCAGCCCUCACAUGUGUGGGUAAUGGUUCUAAUAUUCAUUUGAAUAGCCGUCCAUGUGAAGGGUGUAUCAGUAGACGCAUGCUUGAGCUGGGAAGUGCUUUUCUAUUUCUCGUGCCUGGGCUAUCUAGUAUCCAAACAGCCAGUCAGUUUCAAGAUUGUUUGAAAUUCCUUCUUGGUUCAGCUAUAUCUGGAAGUGUAUGUUAUGAGGGCGGACCAGAAGUAGCCAUAUGGCUUCUUGUUCAGUUACUGCUGCAGUGUAAUGAUCGUGUUUCUGAGUUUGUCAGCAAGGCUAUUGGUGCAGACCUGAUAGUCGAUGCCAAGCAUUGGAGAGAGGUGUGCCGCACUGCUCAUGAUUCUGGAGUAACAUCCAAUGCCAAAGACAUCACAAUAGCUGCUAGUUGUGUGCGUCCUUCUGGUCCAGUUUGUGGCACUAGGACUCCCCAAUAUUCACUUGAAUGCUUGUUUCAGCUUUCAAAGUCAGGUCAUUUUGUUCGUUGCAUGGUAGAUAUUGCUGAAGCUGUUAUGCGAUGCAUACUUCUGUCACAGGAGCCUAUUCAUCCAAUGCUGGUCGAGUUGAUAGAAAUGUUUGCUGAAGCUUCUUGUGGUCUGAGCUCUGUUGGUUGCAGAAAUGCAUAUAAGAUGAAGCCCCUUCCUUAUGGAUUCUUGAUUGCAGUAAUCAAGCCUUUCUCGUCGUACAGUUCUGACCUUGAAAAUAUACUGGCUGGUACAUCUGGUGAGACCAUUUGCUUGCAGAAACUGGAAGGUGGUGAACCUUAUGGAUCUAGCCUACUCAAAGUUAAGUCAGCUGGUCAAGCAGUUCUGGCUUCCUUUUUUGUGCUAUGUAAAGAGCUAUUAGAACAAGAAAAGGCAAAGCUCCAUGGUGGUCAUGUUACCACUUCAAAUUCAAAAGAUGGCGAUGAGAUAUGGUGGUCAAAACUUCUUACUUCAUUGCCACUUAAGUGCUUGCUUGCACUCAUGGAAAAUAAUUGGUCAUCAUAUGAGCAUAUAUUUCCUCGGUGGGCAGGCAUGGCUGUUUACCUGUUUCCAGAACGGCUGCAAGUUUUUUAUCGACCUGAGGACUUGGAAGAACUAAGGAAUAACUUCACUUCUGGAGAUAAAAAUCUUCAGCUCUGGAAAAAAUAUCUUCAUGUGAAGAUUGAUGAUCAUUCUGACUCUAGCAUAGCUGAUUUUGGUCACGAUCAUGAAAUUGUUCGUGCAAUUUCUGAAUCUGGUAUAACGAUUGAAACAGCUCCGAAGAUCCUCAGGAAUUCUUCGGAAAAUUGUAUGCGUGCCUUAAAAUUAAUUGAAGCCAUCCAUAUAGGGAACUUGCCUCGGAAGAACGUAUUCGAGUUGCAGGUGGUGGUAAUGCAAGAGGUACUUUCUCUUAUGCUGAAAGGUUCUUGCCCACAGAUGCUGCAGGAACGAUUCUGUGAAUGGUGGUGCAGCCUGGAGCAUAUUGAUGUUGAGGUCCUUUUGCCUGUUCUUUAUCGCUAUAUAUCAAGUUCAACAAUGGAUUCUGAUGGAGGCAUAUGCAUUGGAUCUUCUAAUGCCAAUCUUGGAUUUCCAUCAAUGUCAGUUUUAUAUCAGGACCUUGUUGAGCAACCUCUCUCUUUUCUUGCAUUCAAAAAGGAAGUAUAUUAUACAUCUCUUUUAUCAGUUUGCCUUGAUCUUAUGAUGGAAUUAUUAGUUAAAAACAGAAGCAUGUGCCUUUUAGCUGUUGAAGGAGAGGACGAGACGAAAAGAAAAGAGGUCUUAAAGAUACUGGACACUCGGGACAGUGCUGUUUGUCAGAUUUUACUGGAGAACUGGUUGGACAUGAUCUCUUGUGGCAUCAUUGCUCAAAAGGAAUCUACAGUUAGGACUGGUCAGCACAUAUGCUUGUUCAUCUCAUCAUUAUUUUUUUCAAAUCCAACAGUAUUCAGGCUUGUACACUUUCAGGGUUAUGACAGAAGGUUGAUACCCUUCAUCGUUGAGGGAAUAAUGCUAAUGAUCCACUUUCUUGACUUUCUGGAAGACUUGCUUCAGUUUCAGGAGCUGCAAGAUUUCACAAUCGCCCUUAUCUCAAACAUCGCUAGAAGGCAUCCCAGCCAUUCUAAAAGUUUAUCUGCAGCUCAAAAGGUCUUAACACAAGCUAAGUGUGUUGGCUUGGAAGAAAAAUCAGGCACAUCAGCAGAGACCCUAGAGCACAUUGCUUUCCUCUCCCUAUUGGUUUCACGUCACCCGAAUAAGAAACCAGGAAUUACUGGAUAUACGUUUGAAACAAUUUAGUGCAGGGAAGGCAUUCCAGAUGCAUCAAACCAUGCUACAAUGCAGCAGUUGGAUAUCUUAAGCUACAUUCUACAAGAAGUUGGGUUUAUUGCUUUUGGUUCAAGCUGGUAGUGCACCAUCUGGAGCAGCAAAUUGAAAUGGCCAAGGGAAGUGAAUUAUGAUGAUCUUUGUUUGGUAGCAAGGUCGUUUCUUAUCCCAUGCUCAUACUGUUAUUUAAAAAACUUAUUACAUGGAGAAACCGCACUUGGGGUGAGAAGGCUUAGGACCCACCAGGUUUGUAACAGCCCCUUAGCUGGUACCUCUCCGCACGUGCUGCUACCUUUUAGAUCUCACCCUAACCAUGAUAGAAGAAAUAUUAAAAUGCCACCCUUAAAAUACUAAAUAAGAUCUGAAAAAUAGACCGGAUCAUGUGAAAAUCCCUGUUCACCUAUCUGUUUGAGUUGAGCAUAUAGCAGUUAUGCUAACAACCCACUAAUUGUUUUGAAUUCCAUGGACAGGUUAACGCUGCGAGAUUGUGCAAAUCUAUCGUGCCUCUGCCUUGACUUAGCUUUCACUGGCCUAGGCAGCAAAAGGAUCCUCUACUGCAGGGGAUGUCGGAAAUUGUCAUUUUAGGUCUGCUAUUUCGUCAGGAAGGUAAAGUAUGUCAGGCUUCUUUAAAUGAACAAACAUGAUCGAGUUUUCCAGGGAACUUCUUUUCCUUUGAACCUUAUUGGAGCAGCAAUGGAAUGCAAGCAUUUUCAGGGAGAUGUUCUUGGGUAAACUUGCAUGGGAAACUUGGCAGAAGACUGGUGGGACUUGGGAGUGAGCUCAGCAAGGCCCAUCUGGCUCUUCGUACUGCUUUGCAGGGAUAGAAGGUUGAAGUUGUUUAGUACUUACUUUUUUUAUCUCUUUCCCUAGGCAUUUCCCCCCUCCUUUUCUGUUGUAUGGUUUCCUCUAAAGCAGUUUCCUUCUUUGGUAAUCUGUUGAAUGGGAUACCUAAGGAUUCACUAGCCUGCUGAGGUAAAUUCUUGCUUCAAUUAAGAACAAAAGACUAACGCCUUUGAGAAGGAGAGAGGGAGACUAUUGGCUUUCUAAAGUCCAGUAGAACAUGGAAGUACCUCGCACAUUAGAAGUCUUGAGUAACCUAAUUGUCAGCUGAUUGAGGUUGUAGGCCCACCGUUUUAUUCAGCCCGGCAGUCUCAUAAUAUUGGCGCUCACCGUAUUGUGCCCAUGGUAGUCAAUUAUCAGUUAUAUAUAUAAUUUUUAUAUCUGUCAGUGCGUUCAUAUUCAUGAGGGAAUUGAUUCUCAAAUUUGCUUUAAACAGGACAUUGACGAGUGGCCGUCUAAUUUCCACUGGUAUGUGCAUAUAGCUGGUAAAAUAACGGAGAGCGAGGCGACACUUUGAAGUUCAGACUGGGUCCAAAUGCUGUAGCUUCUGUACAUGUAUGGGGAAUUGUGCUGCGAGCCUGCGAAUCCAUGUAAGCGAAAAAUACAAAUGAAAAACAAAAUAAAUGUUUUGGGAGAAAAAGACAGGUUCAAGUAAUUGGCAAAUGAAGUUACGGACAUCGAAAGAGCUUUGGAAUCACAGAGGUGGGAUUUUACCAUUCCCUAAGUUUUGGGUGAAACGAGAGGUAUUAAUGUUACGAAGGCCUUUCUAUUCCCCUGCCUUUGGGGUUCUGCGUUUGUGUCGCGACAGUUGAGACAUCUAUUUGA
Molecule: messenger RNA, 5038 nt
Organism: Nymphaea colorata (pocket water lily)
Lineage: Eukaryota; Viridiplantae; Streptophyta; Magnoliopsida; Nymphaeales; Nymphaeaceae
Exons: 11
Coding region: 77-3346 (1089 amino acids)
Biological process (GO): snRNA 3'-end processing
Cellular component (GO): integrator complex
Source: RefSeq, a predicted model, not a curated record